Messenger RNA from Penicillium brasilianum, 2102 nucleotides. The record is from the annotation of a GenBank genome assembly. NCBI's taxonomy places the organism in Eukaryota, Fungi, Ascomycota, Eurotiomycetes, Eurotiales, Aspergillaceae.
CUUCAACAAAGCCUCCGCUCCAACUUACGUCCUCCCCCUGGAAAACAUUGUACCUGUCCGGGGGCUAAUUUUUAGUUUGCACGUAAUCGCAAUCUCUAAUCGCCGGCGCCUUUUUUUGCCUUUCGGCUUUUCCGAGAGCGGCACAAUAAGAGGUGGUUCUGACCUUCUCCUCUUCGUGCUGCUUUUUUUGCCAUUGUGACGAGCGUGUGGCUCGUUAUACGCACCUACACCACACAUCCCAACCGCAGCUAUGACUUCGCAUGACGACCGGGAAAAGGGUCCGGAGGUGAGCCUCACGGUCGACGAGCAGCCGAGUCAUACGCAACGGCCGAAAUGCUUUAGCUCGACUUUGCAGGAAUGUCUGUUCGUUUUGACUGCCACAAUGGCAAUUGGCCAGCAGUCUUUUUUCCAGGGCUGUAUCGUGGGUGUGACAGCGUCAAUUGGAUCGGAUCUGAAUAUGAACUCGGCGGAAAUUACGUGGAUUAAUGCCGGUGCCUCUCUCAGCAGCGGUGCUUUCCUCCUAACAUUCGGCAAAUUAGCCGACAUGUUCGGACGAAAAGCGCUUUUCAUCAUCGGCAUGGCGGGCUUCACGCUCUCCCUGCUAGUAGCCGGUUUCGCCACGAAUGCCAUCUACAUGGACGUAUUCUCCGGAAUUCUAGGCCUCUUCGCUGCCGCCGUCGUGCCACCGGCCGUGGGCGCAUUAGGCGCCGUCUACGAAAGGCCAUCUCAACGAAAGAAUCGUGCCUUUGCAUGUUUUAGCGCGGGGAAUCCGCUCGGCUUCGUGGGUGGUAUGAUUAUCUCCGGUGUUGCGUCGUAUGAGUAUAACUGGCGUGCGUCUUUCUGGGCGUUGGCGGUUGUUUAUGCGAUUUUCACGGUGUUGACAGUUUGGACGGUGCCGGCGGAUGACUUUGCCAGGACGCCGAUGAGCAUGGAUGCGGUUCGGAAGUUCGACCUUUUGGGGACGGGCUUGAUUGUUGUUGGGUUUGCAUUCUUUUCGAGCUCGCUUUCAUUGGCCGGUGAUGCGCCCGAUGGAUGGAAGACGGGCUAUGUACUUGCUCUUCUGAUUGUGGGCGUUUUCUUGCUCGCGGGGUUCUUAUAUUGGCAGUCUAUUGCUGAAGAACCCUUGAUGCCUUUGUGGGUUUGGAAAGAUCGCAAUUUCUCCUUGCUCAUGGCAACCUUCUGCCUCGGAUUCAUGGGCUUUUCAGCCACCUCCUUCUACCUAUCUCUCUACCUUCAGGAAGUCAAGCACCUCACAGCUCUCGAUAUCACAGUCCGCCUCCUACCCAUGGUUGUCAGUGGCGUGCUGGUCAACGUAAUCUGUGGCCUGGUCCUACACCGUGUAAGCAAUAAGCUACUCACCGGUAUCGGUGCUCUAGCAUACACUGCAUCAUUUUUGAUUCUGAGCUUCAUGAAAGAAGACGCUAUCUACUGGGCUUACAUCUUCCCGGCGCUGGUCCUCAUCGUGGUCGGUGCGGAUAUCCAGUUCAACGUUACGAAUAUGUACGUGAUGUCUUCUCUCCCGCCAAAUCAGCAAUCGAUUGCGGGUGGUAUCUUCAACACUGUCAGCAAGCUCUGCAACAACCUUGGCCUCGGUAUCGCAACCUCCGUCAGCAGCUCAAUCGCUAGUCAAAUGACUGCCUCCACACCGGCUAUCCGGCCUUAUUUGGCAGUCUACUGGUUCGCCACUGCUUGUGCGGGCUUGUCAGUGUUCAUGGUGCCUUUCUUGACGCUAGGCACGCAAGGCGGGGAUACGAGCUUGAAUGAUGAACGAACCGUCGUGGCCUCUGAUCAUGAAGGGGAGACGGGGGAGAAGAGGGCCGUUGACGACUCCAUCAUGGGUGCGGAUACUCGCGUCGCAACGCCAGUCACGGAACUCGAGAAGUCAUGAUACUUUCUCGAUAUAAAAGUUGCGGGGGAAAUUCUCCCUGGGUUUCCUGGGAAGCUAAGGGUGGUUAUUACGCUGUCUUUUGUUGAGGGCGGAUCUGGAAAUCUGUCCGGCUUGGCCCUUACUACGUUGCCGUGAACCACUCGGUCUCAGUUGUCUCGGUUCUUCAUAGACUUUAUAGACUUAAUACACAUCAAAGAUAUUGGUUCAUGGACGU